Bipolaris zeicola 26-R-13 is the source of this 150-nucleotide messenger RNA. RefSeq lists its product as uncharacterized. The annotation marks the transcript as partial. NCBI's taxonomy places the organism in Eukaryota, Fungi, Ascomycota, Dothideomycetes, Pleosporales, Pleosporaceae. The record is from RefSeq and is a predicted model, not a curated record. The transcript has a single exon.
GGUCACACCUGUGAUGUUACAUACUAUGGCGUGCUAUCUGGAAUUGAUAUGUACGAAAAAGGGGAAACCCUUUACUUUGGGCAAUAUGUCAUGGAUAAUAAACGAGUUCACAUAGUUACACACCAAUUAUUCCGUUAUCACACUCACUGA